UUUAGUUUUCCAUUCUCAAUUAACUUAAAAAUUUGAAGAAAAAAUGGAUAUUAUAGGUCUUAGAUCAGGAAGCCAUUUUGGUCUUAAGCAAAUCAAAGUAACAGGGGAAAUGGAGGAGGGACGGAGUGUGAGUGGUGAGGAAGAGGAGCCCUUGAGUCCCAUGGCUUGUAUGUUUCAUGAGCCUGACUCUAACGUAUAUAUCAUUACCAUUGUGGGGUUUAAAAACCCCAUAGAGCCAAAUAGUUUCAAAGCAAACUUGGUGCAUACUUUGCUUAAGCAUCCUCGUUUCUCUAGCGUGCAGGUUGCAGAUGAGAACAAUGGAGGGGAGCUGAAAUGGGUUCAAACAGAGGUAGAGUUAGAGAAGCAUGUGAUAGUCCCCAAGGUGGAUGAAGAGAUGGCCUCCCAAGGAGCAGCAGAUAAAUUUAUUGAAGAAUACAUCGCCAACAUGAGCAAAACCAAGAUCAGCAUGUCCAUUCCCAUGUGGGAUUGCCAUAUUCUCAACCUCAAAACCUCUGAUGCUGAAUCCGUACUUGUUCUUCGAGUCCAUCACUCCUUGGGGGAUGGCACAUCUCUCAUGUCACUGCUAAUCUCUUGCUCUCGUAAACUAUCUGACCCUCUUGCAUUGCCAACUUUUCCAGCAAUGAAGAAGAAACCAAUGGCUACUACUACUUGGCUUUGCUUUUGGAUCAGACUUUGGUCCUUCUUCCUGUUGAUUUGGAACACAUUGGUUGAUGUGCUCGUGUGUGUCACAACAUUGUAUUUCUACAAAGAUACACUAACACCCCUCAAACCUCCUUCAAGGAGUGUUGCUUGUACUCCUGGGAGAAUCGUGCGUCGAACUUUCUCUUUGGAUGAUGUCAAAUCAGUGAAGAAUGCAACUAACACGACCGUCAAUGACGUCGUCCUAGCAAUCACUCAAGCAGGUAAAGCUAAGAGAAAUGAAGCUGGUAGAGAAUGGGAAGACAAUCUUCCCAACAAUAUUCGUGUCAGAGCCACUCUCUUUAUCAACUUGAGAUCAUCUCCUGGGAUUUAUGCCUUGGGUGAGAUGCUGAAGAAGAAUAGCAAGGCCCAGUGGGGCAACAAGAUUGGCUAUGUUCUCUUCCCUUUCACGAUCGCAUUGAAAGAUAAUCCGUUAGAUUACAUUCGUGAUGUCAAGGCGGCCAUGGAUAGAAAAAAGGCUUCUCUGGAAGCCAAGUUCAGACUGUUAAUGGCCACGGUUUUUGUGAGGUUUUAUCUUACUAGAUUGGCUAAAUUUCCCUCAACAACUAUGUGGUUCUCGAACGUGGCGGGACCUCAGGACGAGAUCACCAUAUUUGGCAAUCAAGUCGCCUACAUUGCCCCUUCUUUGUAUGGCCAACCAGUGGCACUGACAAUUCAUGUGGUUAGCUAUGCCAAGAAGAUGAAUAUGGUGUUAUCAGUCGAUGACAACAUUAUUCCUGACCCCUACCAGUUGUGUGAUGACCUUGAAGAGUCCCUCAAACUCAUCAAGAAAUCUGUCAUUUCCCAGCAAUUAAGAAUAAUGAAGGGCCACUUUCAGCUAGUACGGGCCAUAAGUUAGGAUGUGAUGUUAUGUGCAUGAACUGUAGCCAGUUCAGUUUGUUUUAGUUCUAACUAUUAAGAACUUGAGUGGUAAUGCUUUGUUUAAUACCAUGAAAAUAAGGA
Theobroma umbraticum is the source of this 1662-nucleotide messenger RNA. RefSeq names its product medium-chain-alcohol O-fatty-acyltransferase-like. Gene Ontology annotation, cellular component: plasma membrane. Lineage: Eukaryota; Viridiplantae; Streptophyta; Magnoliopsida; Malvales; Malvaceae. Gene Ontology annotation, biological process: triglyceride biosynthetic process. Gene Ontology annotation, molecular function: diacylglycerol O-acyltransferase activity. The record is from RefSeq and is a predicted model, not a curated record.